AUGGCGGUCAUGAAGCUUCCCCCCGCCCACUGGUCCUACGAUGUUUUUGUCAGUUUUAGCCGUAAGGAUACCCACCAGAGCUUCAUGAAUAAUCUAGAUUAUGUUUUGCGGCGCCGGGGAAUCAUGACGUUCAUGGAUGACGGUGAAUUCAAGAGUGGCCACUCAAUUUCACACUCUGAUUCUAAAGAAGCAUUGGAAGAAUCAAGGAUUUCAAUUGUUGUUCUCUCCCCAGACUAUGCAUAUUCCACGUGGUGUCUUAAUAAACUCGUCGAGAUCCUUGAUUGUAGGAAAAGGAAGAAUCAAUUGGUUUGGCCAAUAUUUUAUAAUGUGGAACCCACGGAUGUCAGGCAUCAGAAAAAUAGUUACCGCAAAGCAAUGGCUGCACAUAAAAAUAGGUUCAGAGAGGACUUUGAGAAGGUGCAGAAAUGGAGGUCAGCUUUGUCUGAAGUCGCCAACUUAGAAGGGUGGCAGGAAGGAAUUAAAAUCAUCGAAAGGAUUGUGGAAUUUGCUGUCGAAUUCUUGUUUAUCGAUGUUUUUCUCAGUUUUAGUGGGGAAGAUACCCGCUACUCAUUUACAGGCUUUCUCUAUUAUGCCUUGCGCCAGGAGGAAUUUAAAACCUUCAUGGAUGAUGAGGGAUUGAAGGGUGGGGAUGAAAUUUCAGAAACUCUUAUCAAAACAAUUAAACAAUCAAGGCUCUCAAUUAUUAUUUUCUCCGAAAACUAUGCAUAUUCCUCUUGGUGUCUUGAUGAACUUGUCAAGAUCAUUGAGUGUAAGAACUUGAACAAACAACUGGUUUUACCGAUAUUUUACAAAGUUGAAAAGUCUGAUGUAUGCAAUCAAGAAAAAAGUUACGGCGACGCCAUGGCGGAGCAUGGCAAUAUAUAUGGAAAUGACUCUGAGAAGGUGCAGAAAUGGAGGUCAGCUUUGUCUGAUGUCGCCAACCUGGAAGGAGGAGAACAUAUCAAAGAGAAUGAGUCCGAAUAUGAAUUUAUCAAGAAGAUUGUGGGAAUAGUCAGAGCUCGACUGUCAACAGGUAAAGACUCCAGUACAUAAAAGUGCCGUCAAAGACUCAAAGCUAGAACCGAUCACACCAGCUUAGAAAUGG
Molecule: messenger RNA, 1105 nt
Organism: Gastrolobium bilobum
Lineage: Eukaryota; Viridiplantae; Streptophyta; Magnoliopsida; Fabales; Fabaceae
Product: disease resistance-like protein DSC2
Exons: 3
Coding region: 1-1053 (350 amino acids)
Biological process (GO): signal transduction
Source: RefSeq, a predicted model, not a curated record